AUGGCCGACUAUGUUCUUUUCACCGGCGAGGUCCUCAUGGCCGGCCAAAACCUUACAAACGGGCAGUACCGCUUGGCCAUGCAAUUCAACUGCGAUUUAAUUUUUUACGAAGGUGAGAACCCGAUAUGGGGUGCCAACACUGUGGGCCAAGGCGACGAUUGCUACCUCGCGCUGAAGCAUAAUGGCGAGCUAGUCGUUCGUCGCAGCGUCCACUAUACCUUAUGGUCAAGCUCUAGCAAGUCCAAGAAAAGGAAGUAUGCUCUCGUGCUCGAUGGCAAUGGCAAGCUCGGCAUCUACGGCCAGAGACGGUGGACAAGCGGCAACCGGAAGGAACUGGGCCUACUUUACAGAUCGACGGCCACGACUGUUGGGAAUAUACUGUCCCAGAAAUUUUUAAAUCUAUAA
Phoenix dactylifera (date palm) is the source of this 405-nucleotide messenger RNA. NCBI's taxonomy places the organism in Eukaryota, Viridiplantae, Streptophyta, Magnoliopsida, Arecales, Arecaceae. The record is from RefSeq and is a predicted model, not a curated record.